This is a messenger RNA of Haliotis rubra (blacklip abalone), 1179 nucleotides long. RefSeq names its product neuronal acetylcholine receptor subunit alpha-2-like. Gene Ontology annotation, molecular function: transmembrane signaling receptor activity; neurotransmitter receptor activity; extracellular ligand-gated monoatomic ion channel activity. The transcript has 4 exons. Gene Ontology annotation, biological process: signal transduction; chemical synaptic transmission; regulation of membrane potential. Gene Ontology annotation, cellular component: synapse; neuron projection; membrane. Lineage: Eukaryota; Metazoa; Mollusca; Gastropoda; Lepetellida; Haliotidae. Bases 81 to 776 code for a protein of 231 amino acids. The record is from RefSeq and is a predicted model, not a curated record.
CCCACAGACCGCGGCGCUAUAUAGAUCCCAGAUCCCGCGGUGAGCCACAAGUCCUCCACACAGGAUCUACAACCUACAACAUGAAGGUGGCGUGUCUUCUCCUCUGUCUGGCGGUCUGCGUGUUGGUGGCGUCUGCCCAGCUGUACGACGGCCUGUUCCGGAGGUUGAUGAGGGGAUACGCCAGGGACGUCAUGCCAGCCACGUCCCUCAACUCCACCGUCAACGUCAAGUUCGGCUUGAACCUCAUACAAGUCCACGACCUGAGCGUAUCCUUACAGCUGCUGAAGUCGGAGGUGUGGUUAACGUUGUCGUGGCAAGACACGCGGCUGUCCUGGGAUCCCGCGUCGCACGACAACGUUCAGAAAAUAGCCGUCCCUUCAGGCAAGGUGUGGAUUCCUGACAUCAUGCUGUUUAACGGGGCGUCUGGUAUCCGUGCUGCCACAGUCCAGGCGUUAGUCUACAGUGACGGAACUGUGUUUCUUAUCCGGCCAGCCACUAUCAGAUCGCAGUGUGCCGUCCUCCCCGGAAGUGAGCCGACCACAUGCACCCUUAAGUUCGGGUCAUGGGUUCACAACGGAAAUGAACUCGAUCUGGAUUUCCAAGGGGAGCAUACGGCUGACCUCACUGAAUAUGUCCCAAACUACGACUUCGACAUCGCAAACGUCACAGCUAAGCGCAACGUCAUUGUCUACGAUUGCUGCCCGGAACGGUACAUUGACCUCUCCUACAAGCUGACCUUCAGGCCUGCUGCUGGGAGGACCAGAAGGAGGCGAUAGACGCCGCCUGCAGCAGCUACAUUGCUGGAUUCAGAUGGAACUGAACAGAUUCAUUGCCAUAGUUCUAUAUAAUCUGUUACGUUCCGUAGAGAGGAAGGUUUGGAUGACAGGUUAUUCCGUAAACCAAUACAGGGGGGCACGUGGUCCUCCCUGUUCAACAGGACGUUAUAGUAUACAUUUAGCCUUUGCAAGUAUAGAGAGAAUCUGGAACUUAACACAGCUGGAGAAAGGACAUAGAUCUGAUGUUUGUUGGGCGUGUAUGGAUCUUGCUUGUUUUACUAGUCACCAUACAGCAGGGAAACAAGACUGAGAGGUCCAUUCCAUGAUGCAGGUAUUUUCGGAACGGAUAUCUCUCUGUUGAGCAUGUGUCCAUAUAUACGGAUAAAUAAACAAAUCAAUUAUU